AUGCAACCUUCACGCUCUCAACCCCGCGGCCCGGGCAGCUUCAAUCCUUUAUCCAGCUCUUCUGCCCAGCCUUCACAGCUUUCAACAUCAUCCUCGAGACCUGCUCUACGCCGAGUCGAAACCUCAGACGGCGAAGACGAGACCCCCCGACCGUCCAUAACAAUACCCAAGUCGCGACAACCCUCACAACCGCAACCCUCGUCUCCCGCGACACCGAUAUACGCUCAAUUCACGACACAUGGAAACUCGAGUACGGCGAGCUUAGGCCACCAUAACUUUUCGAGGCCGGCGAACUCAAGGUCCGUCACGCAAGGGUCGCCGGCGACAUUGGUCAAGGGUCAUGCGCGCAAGCAUUCCGCUACGCAAGGCUCAUUCGAACCUACCCUACCGUCCAUGAGCACGUCGAAUCUAUCUUCGCAUCUCGGAAUGUCUCAUCAAAACCCAUCAAACACUUCUAUGUCUGCGGCGGCGGCGGCUGCUGCGGCUGCCUCUGCUUCCAAUGCCAGCUUGUCCGCGAGCCAGAUGGCGGCGCAGGCGGCUGUCAUGUCGCACCAGAACCAUUCACGUCAACGCUCACAGACAGUACCUUUCCCUGGCGAUCCGAACGACGGUGUACGACGAGGUAGCGGUAGCAAAGGUCCCACGAGUCCGCCCAUGUUGAGUUUGACCGAGGCGAGUGCGCCGCGGGAUACCGGGUUCGUGAAUCAUGGUGGAUAUGGAGGGCCUCACUCUUCUGCUGCCACGGCGGCUGCGAAUGUUGUUUUCCCUCGAUCUGGUCACACGUCUCCUAGGGUAUCACCUCAACCAUAUUCGCAACCGCCCGCACCGCCACCCCCUGUGUCGGAAAAGCCAAAUAAAAUAGAAAAGUCCAAGGUCAAGCUUUUCUCUCGUCCAGGCAAGAUCAGCACAAAGGGUGAGUCGAAAGAAAAGCCGCUUCCGAGUCCAGGAAAGAUUGGCUCUGCGUUAUCGGCUCUUCAGCGUGGGAAUUUUAGUACAAACAGCUUGGUUGAUCCAAGUAAUCAAUCCAUAUACAACCUCAACAACUCGUCUUCGGCGACCAUACGACCUAUCGAAACGCCUACUGAAGAAAGAGAAAAGGACAAAGAGAAGGGAAAGGAAAAGGAGAAGAAGCACCACUUCCUAUCGCGACAGAAGCAUAAACUUAAAGAUGAAUACCACCUCCCGUUAUCAUCGGCGGCCAGCAACUCUCGCCCAACAGAUCCCAACGCGCCAAAUCCUUUAUACAACUUCAAUAUCCCACCAAGCCCAGCGCCCACAUCUUCCACUUUUGCCAAAGCUAAAAAGGACAAGAAGCUCGCUGAACGAUCGGAUAGCCGGCUAGAUGGCGAGUCGAGUUUUAAUGGGCAGAGCGAAUGGCCCGGACCUAGCAGUCUGCCAUCCCUGUCUCAACAAUCGACCAUGUAUGAUCCCAUUGAUCCCGGAAAGCUAGGCCUCCAUAACCAUAUGUCGCUGGACGAUGCGUGGCCAUACUUGAGAGCUAAGCUGCUGGUCAUCUUUGAGGGCGAGGAUCUGCGUCUCCCUAUAGAAGACUUCAAUCGGGUUGUACAGAUGCAUAUCCAAUGGUGCAUGCACAGACGCUCACCAAACACAAUGUUGGAAGAUUUACGAGAUCUCCUACAUACAGGGUUCCUGUCACUUGAUCGAACUUUGCGGCAGACCCCUGAGGAUCGCUUUAUUCCAACGCUUGUGGAGCUUUGGAUGUUUACCUUCACCUCCAUCCUGCCAUACAUGCAGGCCGUCUUCCUCCCAUUGGAUCUUGAGGUAUCAGGCUGUGGUACACUUAUGACCGGAGAGCAAGCCCGUGACUUCUGGGGCGGUGCUAUCGCUUCUUCAUUUGGCUCAGGAGGACCAGCUCGUGUGGCUCCAGCACCAUCAGUUCUUGAUGUAAGAAGGCUAGUCCUCAUCGCUUACAGAGAUACUGUCAUUCUACCACGCUACGACACACUCAAGACCAUAUUUUCACGGCUGUCUCUCGAAUUUUUACCAUCAUCAUUAGCAAGCAUAGCAAUGUCGUCUACACCUGAAGCGGCACUAUCCACUUCACCUUCCGAAUCGUUCGGCCGUCCCGGCACAGCGAUGUCUCUUGAUCCAUCCAACGCUUCUUACAACUCCACAAGCACAACCCUCCUUGGAGAAGGUUCCGCCGGAGGUCGUAGUCGCGCCAUCAGCAAUGUCAGCUUCGGCAGUCACGGCAGUGAUGGUGGCUUAAGACCGUUCACCCCCUCGGGAAGCGAAAGAAUUCCACCCGUGCCCUCCUUGGGCAGUCUACGGGAACGCGAGCAGAAUGUUGAGGACUCAAAACACAUCACUGAAAUGGUUGGUCGAAUGCUGCAGUGUAUGAGUGUCUUGUCGGGCGUGUCGGCUGGUGAUGUUGGCGCUGAAGGGAACGAGAGGGUCGUGGAGCUAUGCAAGAUGUUGAAGCUCAACUGGCUGGGUAGAGGAAGAACGGGAAGGAACAGAAGAGGAAUGGUAGGAGGCAGAGUGAGGAGAGAGGAUAUGAGGGAUGAAGUUCGUGUUAUUUAG
Fusarium graminearum PH-1 is the source of this 2544-nucleotide messenger RNA. RefSeq lists its product as uncharacterized. The coding region runs from base 1 to 2544 and encodes 847 amino acids. Gene Ontology annotation, cellular component: TORC2 complex. The record is from RefSeq and is a predicted model, not a curated record. Gene Ontology annotation, biological process: TORC2 signaling. The transcript has a single exon. NCBI's taxonomy places the organism in Eukaryota, Fungi, Ascomycota, Sordariomycetes, Hypocreales, Nectriaceae.